AUGGUGGCAACAAAGCGAGGUUCCGAGCCGCCACGGCGCAGCGAGGCUGCAGCAUCCUCGGUCAAGAGGCCGCGUGGCUCGGGGGGUGCGGAGGCUUGUGAUCUCCGAUUAGAUGAUCCAAGCCACGAGAAGGAGCUUCCAAGCUCGUCGAGCACAGCGCUGGGCUCGUCAGCAUCCUCGACCUCCCAAGAAGAGAAGGAGCCAACCUUCGAUGGAUUGCGCCGGACCGACCUUAUUCGCUUGAUCGGCCAAGCGCUUGGAGAUUUGGGCCUCGAAGUGACCCGGGCGGCCUUAGAGACGGAGUCUGGCAUAGCCGGAGAGGCAAGCAUCGUGACUGAUCUCAGGCGCUCAGCGAUUGCAGGCAACUGGGACGAGGCGCUGGGAGUGGUCCGCCGGCUCGCAGAAGAGCCGCCGAGCACGGUGGGGGAGGCGGCCGCUGCUCUCCGGGUCUCGCUACUGGAGCAGAAGUGCUUGGACCUUCACCGUAGCGGGGAAGUGGAGGCCGCGAAGGAGGUCUUUGCGGAGAUCGCUGGCACAGAUGGGGCAGAAGAUCUAUCGCAGCAGUUGGACCUUUCUCCGCAGGAGCUUGCAGACUCCUCACCGUCUCGUGGCGACGUUGCGGAUCGACUGGUGGAGCUGCUGCCCCCGGACUUGGCUCUGCCCCCGCGCCGCCUCUGUGCGCUGCUGUGGCAAGCGGUCAGGUAUCAGCAGCUUCACUGCCUCUACACUGAUCUCGAUCCGAACCUCAUGUAUCAGCAGCUACACUGCUUGUCCACCGACAUGGACCCGACGCUGCUGUCUUCCGGACCGAACCUGCUCAAGGACUACAGAUACACCGCGCCGGCUCUGCCCAUCCACUGCGUUGCAAGGCUCAACCAUCAUCGAGACGAGGUUUGGUUUGCGGUCGUCACAGACGACGGAUGUGGCUAUGAUUGUGACAACUUCCACAGCUUUUUCAUUGGCAAUGCUUGCUCUGGAGCUUCCAAGAUUUCCAAGAGAGGCCAUGAAGCGGAGCGGUGCGGUGAGGGGCAUGCUGGGCUUGAUUUCACGGCAACUGGGCCACAAAGCCGUGCCGGUGCAACCCGCAAUGAAAUACCGGAUUGCCAUAAUUGGUGGAGGUUCCUCAGGCGUUUCCGUGGCUUCACAGCUCUGCAGAAAGCUGCCGAAGAGCAUCUUGGUUCAGGUGAACACAGCGGCAUCGCGGUCAUCGAGCCCAGGGAUCAGCACCUGUACAUGCCCUACUGGACGAUGGUAGGUGGAUUGGGACUAGAUGUCCAGAACUCCGCACGACCGAUGGAGCAGGUGAUGCCUCACCACGUGCAGUGGAUCAAGGAGAAGUGCCUGACCUUCCAGCCAGAGCAGAACAAGUUGACCCUGGCGAGCGGCCAGCAGAUCGAGUACGAUAUCCUGGUCGUGGCUGCCGGCCUGCAGCAGAACUUUGGAGCCGUGACAGGACUCCCGGAAACCAUGGGAAAGAAUGGCGUUGCCUCAAUCUACUCCUUUGAUUACUCGCCAAGUGUUUGGGCCAACAUCCAGAACAUGCAGAAAGGGAAAGCCAUCUUCACCAACCCGGGCACAGCCGUCAACUGUGGUGGAGCACCACAGAAGAUUUGCUACCUGGCCGAAGCGGCAUGGCGUCAACGAGGAGUUCGUGACAACAUCGAGAUUGAGUUCUGCACGGCAACCCCAGGCAUCUUCGCUUGCCCUGAGUAUCGGGUAGCCUUGGAGAAGGUCAUGAAGUCAAAGAACAUCACCCCGCAUGUCAAGACGAAUCUCGUGGAAGUCGAUGGGGAGAGGAAGAUCGCGACCUUUGAAAAGGAAGGUGGUGAAUUGCUUACGAAAGAGUUCGACUUUCUCCAUGUCACGCCCCCCAUGAGUUCACCAGACUUCAUCAGGAAUAGCCCCCUCGCAAAUGCGGCCGGAUUCGUCGAUGUGGACAAGGAGACUUGCCAGCACAACAAGUUCUCCAAUGUCUUCUCCCUCGGCGACUGCUCCUCGCUCCCGACCUCGAAGACGUACUCGGCCAUCUCAUCCCAGGCCCCAGUCGUCACCUACAACGUGCAGGCUCUGCUGUCCGGCAGAGAGGCCACUUCCACCGACGAUGGCUACACAGCAUGUCCCGUGCUUCUGGGGGACAGCAAACUGCUGCUCGCGGAGUUCAACGGCUACACGAUGGAAGCCACUCCCACUUUCGUUCCGCUGGACCAGACAAAGCCCAACACUUUGUUUUAUUGGUUGAAGCGGUACGUCUUCGAGCACGUCUACUGGCAUUCUAUGCCUCUGGGACGAUGGUACGGCAAGUACAUGUGGUUUGAGCCGUCCGUGAAGCACAAGGCCAAGGCCGCCAAGCCGAUUGCCUUCAAGGCAGCGCCGCCGUCUGAAACCGCUGCACUGAAGGCUUCCGUGCCCAUAGCCGGCGCAGGUGAGGCCGCGACCCAGGGCGCUGCUGCCAUGACCGACAGCCUCAAGCCUGAGCUCUUCGGUGUGAGCACGCCAAACAUCCCGGGGGACGUCAGCCUGUCAGGAAACCUCGACGUGGCGAUCAUCAAUCAGCUUGCUCCACGUUACAAAGGUUGGCUCUACCUCAACCCAGCAGAGAACAAGCACUUCCACAAGAAGGAGAUCGAAGCUGCGGGGUGCCAGGUGGAGGUGGCGCCCAUUCCCAAUCCUAGCAGCCAAAAAGCCACAGCAGAGCAUGCGGCAUCAGUCCUGGCGGCCAUGGACCGGCUCCCGAGGCCCCUGAUGGUUCAGUGCACCUCGGGCAACCGUGCCGGUGCCGCGCUGCUGCUGGCGCAGGCGAAAGCGCUGGGGCACAACAGGGCAUCCGCCUCUCUUUUGGCGGAGGACUUAGACCUCAAGUUCUGGACGAAGUGCUCCGAGUGCGGGCCCAUCAAGGACUGGGUGCUCGACCAGCUGCCCGCACCCAACGAGGAGGGGCAGCACACCACUGCACCCACGAAGUCAGCAGUCAUUGAGCAGCUUUUUGACCACAAGGGCAGCUCUACGUUCUCUUACCUCGUCGGCUGUGCGCACAGCCAGGAGGCGGUGUUGAUCGACCCAGUUCUGGGCAUGGAGACCCGGGAUCUAGGCCUGGCGGAGGAGCUGGGCUUCAAGGUGAAGUACGUUGUGAACACCCAUUGCCAUGCAGAUCACAUCACCUCCGGUGGUGCCAUCAAGAAGCUCCAUCCAGAGGUGAAGACCAUGAUCUCGGAAGCCUCUGGCGCUGCCGCGGAUAUCAAGCUGAAGGAUGGCGACAAGAUCGAGUUUGGCGAGUAUGCCCUCGAGGCCCUGGCCACGCCGGGACACACAGACGGUUGCAUGUGUUUUGUGCUGCUCGGCCCAGAUGCGCCCAAGGCAGUCUUCACCGGUGAUACCUUGCUGAUUCGGGGCUGCGGCAGAACCGACUUCCAGCAGGGCGAUGCUGCGCGACUCUACGACAUGGUUCACCAGAAGAUCUUUACCCUGCCCGAGGACACGAAGAUCUAUCCAGGUCACGACUACAAAGGGAGAAACGUAUCAACCGUGGCAGAAGAGAAGAAGUUCAAUCCUCGGCUGACGCAGAACAAGGAAGAGUUUAUCAAGACCAUGAAGGACCUCAAUCUGCCGUACCCGAAGAUGAUGGACGAAGCUGUCCCGGCCAACCUCGUCUGCGGCGCUUGA
This is a messenger RNA of Symbiodinium necroappetens, 3660 nucleotides long. The record is from the annotation of a GenBank genome assembly. NCBI's taxonomy places the organism in Eukaryota, Dinophyceae, Suessiales, Symbiodiniaceae.